GGGGUUCCAUUUUGCUUCAGUGCACGAAAAUAACUCAUUUCAGUGUAUGGGCCUUAGCUUUCAUCUCAAUCAAUCCUUUUAAACUCUUCCUUCUGCUUGUAACUACUCUACCAAUAUCAGUGUGCUCUCUUUCUAUCUCUCUUUGCAGCUGAGCUAUGCCACGACUUUUAACAUAACGACCUCUAAUUUUCAGGAUUGAGUUGAAGUCCCAUUGUUCCCAGCGUCAGGCUUUUAGUAAUGGGGAAGUCUCCGGGAAAAUGGAUCAAGGCUGUGCUUUUUGGGAAAAAGUCAUCCAAGUCUAGUUUCACAAAGGACAUCAGCGGUGAGAAAAGGUUUGUGACAAAGGCAUUUGCGGGGGAUCUUGCCCCUAAUCCACCAAUCCAGAAUGUUGAUAGGGGUUCUGAGACUGCAGUGGAGAAGGGAACAAGUAUUGGCAUCACAUGUGAUAGUGCUGCUUUAUCCUCUGUGAUACAAGAUAUAGAGUCACAAGUUACAAAUGGAGCACUUUCAGCUGAUGAUGCGGAGUUAAAACGGCUAGAGCAAGCUGCAACAAAAGCACAAGCAGCCUUUAGGGGUUACUUGGCUCGUCGGGCAUUUCGAGCGCUUAAAGGCAUUAUACGGCUGCAAGCUCUUGUUCGUGGGCACUUGGUAAGGAGGCAGGCAGUUGCUACUCUACGGUGCAUGCGAGCAAUUGUUAGUGUUCAGGCAUUAGCUCGUGGUCAAAGGGCUAGACUUUCAGAUCCCACCCAUCAAGUCCUUAGGAGGUACAAUUACGGAGAACAUAAGGAUGCUAAGCAGGUGGAUUUAACUGUUGUAAGCAUGUCUGUUAGGCCAGAAAAGCUAACAGCUAGUGCAUUUGUUUGCAAGCUUCUUGCUGCAGUGCCAAUCGCCAUGCCCUUGAGCCUUCAGUAUGAUGAGUGUGAACCUAAUUCAGUUCGGCAGUGGCUUGAGCGCUGGUCGCUAUCUCGCUUUUGGGAACCACUUCCACAAGCGAAGAAAGUUGUUGACACAAAGUCACAGAAAAAACAAGCCAGCGGACAGAGUGUUGGGACAGAAGUAGUAAGAUCAAAACGGAGUGUCAGGAAGGUUCUUUCAGCAGCAACUGGUGAUGUUAGUACUGUAAGUUCUUCUGAUCCUGAAAAACCCAGGCGUAACAUAAGGAAAACCACAACUCAUCAGAUAGAAUCAGUGCAAGAUCAACCUCAAAAUGAACUUGAGAGGGUCAAACGGAAUCUAAUAAGAGUUACUGCAGCUGUGGCAACACCUCCAGAAAAGUCAGAUGCAGAAACUGAUAAGGCACGACAGAUUCCUAUUCCAGCUCAAGCUCAGGCAAAAACCUCAAUAUCCUCAGCUUCUAAUGUUGGUGAAGUACUGGUGGUUAAUUCUCCUGAGAAAACGAGUGAUUCAAUUUCUGAAAUUGACAAGUUAGCUUUGACUAAAGCUCCUAUCAGUGAUUCAAUUUCUGAAAUUGACAACUUAGCUUUGACUGAAGCUCCUAUGCAAGUAGCUGGGGAGGAACCAACUGAUGUGUUGCAUGAUCAUCCUACAGUUGAGCAACAGCAAUUACAAGAGGAAAAUGUUGGUAAAAGCAAGAACAGUCCAAUUGUUAAUGAGGAGCUUAGCUCCAAAGAAGAUCAAACUAGUAAAGAGAGAACUAGGAGGAGGAGAUCUCUUCCAUCAAAGGAAGAGAACUCCGAGAAUAUCUCUCAAAAUACACCAAGUGUGCCCAGCUAUAUGGAAUCAACUCAAUCUGCAAAGGCGAAGCUUAAAACACAAGGGUCUCCUAAGGUAAGUGAAGAUGGAGCUGAAAAUGUUGUUGUCCGGCGUCAUUCUCUACCAUCCUCUACCAAUGGAAAAAUCAGCUCAUUGUCUCCUCGGGUGCAAAGGCCCGUUCAAGCAAAUGGAAUAAGUGGAAACAAGAACAACAGAUCAAUGCCAGCUUCUAGAGAUGAAUUGUAUGGAUAUAGAGGACAUAUAUAAUUGACUCCAACAAGUUUGAGACUGAGGUAUCAUGGUUGAAAUGUCAUCAACUCCUCAAAUGAUUACCUUUCUUUGCGUUAGCAGAAAAAGCGCUUCAACCUGGUUGGAGGAGAUAAGUUCAACAAUUUGCUCAAUCAACAAACAGUAAUGGUGCAUGUGGUGGCAAUUUUGUUUCUUGUGCUAUCUUCAAAAGUUUGAACUGCUAAUUCGAAACAGCUGUUGUUUGAUAUCAUAAGCAUCUUUAUCAUGUUUCCAUUAGUGGUGUGGGUUUAUUUGCAUGAGAAUGUACAGUUGGUUGUAGACCGAGAGAGAAUGUUUCAGUUAACAGCAUGUGUAUGUUAUUUUUUAGUUACUGUUUUUUCUAA
This is a messenger RNA of Nicotiana tabacum (common tobacco), 2345 nucleotides long. RefSeq names its product protein IQ-DOMAIN 31. Lineage: Eukaryota; Viridiplantae; Streptophyta; Magnoliopsida; Solanales; Solanaceae. The record is from RefSeq and is a predicted model, not a curated record. Gene Ontology annotation, molecular function: protein binding.